Ipomoea triloba (trilobed morning glory) is the source of this 1629-nucleotide messenger RNA. RefSeq names its product UPF0496 protein At3g19330-like. The transcript is spliced from 3 exons. The record is from RefSeq and is a predicted model, not a curated record. Lineage: Eukaryota; Viridiplantae; Streptophyta; Magnoliopsida; Solanales; Convolvulaceae. Bases 354 to 1496 code for a protein of 380 amino acids.
CUGUAUGUGCAGGCAGCUUCACCAUACAUUCCUCUUCCUCCUCCCAUUUUCCUGUUUCAGUACUCCGCAGCAUACUAAUGGUGAUGUGGUCAUAUCCACCAACGCCGAAGCAACUCUCUCUCACACUCUGCGGUGUCGCAGUCGGAAUCUCCUUCAUCUGCGCCGGCGCUUACCUUUCCUACGCCAACAUUGGCCCUCAACAAGCCCGCGCUAAGGCCCGCAAAGACUACCUCAAAGCCCGUCUCAGACACCUCCUCCAAGAUUGAUUCAUUGCUCUCUUGUUCUUACUCUCCAACUCUUUGGCUUUCUGGAUUCGCUAUCAAAAUUUUGACUGUAUUAUAGGUCUGGACUAAAUGAUUCCUUGUUUUGGGCAGUCUUCAACAACAACCAAUAAUCAUUUGAGGCCUUCGGCUUUAGAUGGGUAUUCUGUGGAGAACACCCCGCAAUCUGGUGUACAAAUCUCUCCUACUGUCAACCUCAAACGAGCUUAUACUCUUGCUGUUCAGACCCCCUCCUUUGGUGAGAUAUGGACCAAGAUUCACCAAGAAAUCCCUUCUGAACAGAAUGUGGACGUAUCGGAAGUUAAUGUCAUUGAGGAACCUCUGCAAUUAGAGGAAGUACUUAAACCAAGCCGGGAAGAUAUAGAAGAAGCACUUUGUGAUAUUAUUAUAGAGGACACUUUCACCCAGCAAGUUGUUAACUUCUUUAACCACAGUGAGGAGACUGCCCGGAAAUGUCUGCUUCUCUCUGAAAGUGUGCACCGUGCUCGCCACUUGUAUGCCCCGCUUCACAAACUUGUUGAUAUCCUUCCAUCAGAGUGUGAGACCGUUGCGGAUUCCCUUUCUCAAGAUCAGUGCGAUUCGGCUUUCAAAGUCUUUCUUCAAUUCGACAAACUUGACAAUCCAUUCCCUGGCAUAGACUCCGACAGCAGCUUCAAUGAUAUGCACACUUCCUACUUCCAACUGAAGGAGCAACUUGACCUUCGUAUAGAACAUUCCCGCUCAAAGGUCCACCUUCUCCGUCAUGCCACCAAAGGUUCCGCCAUAUGUUUGCUCGUAGCUGCUGUCGGAGUGGUCACAUGUGCUAUUCUCAUAGCUACUCCCGCUCUCAUUGUACUGGUUGCUACCCCGGCAGCAUGCCCUCCUUGCCUUCCUUUGAAGAUAACGAAGAAGGAAUCAGCUCAUCUCGUACAGCUUGAUGAUGCCUCAAGGGAAACUUUUGUCCUCGACAAUCACCUCGAAACCCUUGAUUGCCUGGUCGAUCCUUUACAUAAUUCGGUGGAGGGGUUUAAGCGUGAUGUUCGGUUCGUGCUUGAGAGAAGCAAGGACAGUUAUAGUAUUCAGGAGGUAUUGAAGCAACUGCGAAGAAAGAAUCACAAAUUCCUUGACCAGCUGACUCGUCUUGAGGAGCAUUUGUGCCUCUGUUUCGCUGCAAUAAAUCGGGCUAGAUCUAUCCUCCUUAAUUAUUUACUAAUUCAUCAACUUCAUUCUUCAUAGCUGCUAUACGAUCACUUCAAACACAAAAGUUAUCUUCCAUCUUAACAUAUGCUUACCUUCUUCCUUUGUUUUUGUAACUGUUACUUUAGAUUCUCAAAUAUUGCAGUUACACGCACACUCAAGGAGCAGCAAA